AUGUCUUACAGCGAUCGCCUACGACGCAUUGCUUCCGAGAGCGAACGCUUGCAGUCGUUAUCUGGGUCCCGUCAACUUGUGCCUAAACGACACCACUCGCUCAUCGCACCGCUACCAUCAUCGGCACAUCCAUUCCCUGCUCCCCGACCUCUGACCUCUGAUUUGCUUGCGUUGGGUCUACAUCCCCAGAUCGCCGCAAAUAUCUCACAAUUUUAUCUCUCAAUCGCACUUUCGAUGAAAGAGACAUAUGAGAUUGAGUUUCGCCAAGCCGAGGACGCAUGCCUGGGGGUCAUCCUUAAACUUGGCCGUACCUCACCCAUACAAUCUCGUCUUCGUUCCACAUAUGUGUCUCGGUUUCUCGCAACGACACAGUCUUGGGUCGAAGAUUGUUUGUUGACCAUACGCCAGUGUUUGUUGGGAGCUACUUUGAAGCGCGGUAAUAGGUUGAAGCUACCAGCUUUUAUUGAUGUAAACCAUAGAUUCAAAACCGAGAUUGGCGAGCAGUCGGUUGCUUCUAAGAGCAUCUGCAAUCAACCUACCACAUGCAAAAUUGAGUCUGAAGAGCAGAGUCAAAAUCGAAAGAUGGUGCAUUUGACCUCACUCUUUCAAUCUUCAAAUUCCCACAUCAAACCAGAGAGCGGCAUCCUCCUUCACCAAGAAGCGCCCAAUGAGGCUUUCCCUACAAAGUACCAUCAUUCCUCAGCAAGGCAGGACUUAGACGCAUGUCUUAAGGUCUUAUCUCGCGGCUUGCGAAGAGCCACGCGCCAUUCUUCUCAUAGAACGUCAGACGUUGAUAGCCUGGUAUCCACCUUCGAUCACCUUUCUACCGAGGAAUGCUCGUCAGCCGACGAGACGAGAAAGUCGAGAAAGUCACUGGAUAUGGAUUGUCAACAUAUGCAAUCCUCCGCCCUCAUACAUCUGUCGACGUCAUCGGCGUCAAGGUUACCCCUUUCUACACCUUCAUCACCUUCGACGUCUCUACCGAACCCGUCUGUAAGGAGGUCAUCAGUCACCACCGUAACAUCUCCAUGUUCUCCUGAUAUUCACUCGGACCCAAGCUCGUCGUUCAAUCUGCUCAAUGCUAACCGCCGAAAAUUUGCAGCUCUGCCGAAGAAAGUUCGAAUGGUAGCAAGCCCCACUAUGCCUCAUCCAACUACUAUUCAGUCCGAAACGUCUCUUGCAAUCUCGCAUGCCGUCGAGAGUCCAUUGUCUACAUCGUCACCUGUCCUACAGGCUGAGCGACAUUCCCCCCUUCCCGUUGCGUUGCCUUUGACAGCAUCAGGCCUUCGCAGAAGAAGGAAACUUGCAGCUUUACCGGCGAGAGGUGUUCCUGGUACGUCGGUCAAAACGAUUGCGCCACCAUCUUUGGUCUCGUUUGCUCCGCUUAGCGUGGCCAAUGUCUCCUCCCUAUCUCCUCCUCGCUCUCGUUCUGUCGUCUCUCGCACACCCUCGCUGGUUUCAUUGGCAUCGGAUGAGUCGGGAUCAUCGUCCUCCUCAGACACCCUCGACACGCCGCCAUCAACUCCUCCACCAUUCAUCACAAAGUUGUUGUCGUCGAUCUCGCCAUCCUCGCUGUCGGUGAAUUGCUUCCCGUCAAAACUCGAACCGAACGUGUCAGCUGGCGACGUAUUCCAGUUCUCUUCGACAAGGGAACCCAAGAAGUUCGAGGGGAGUUUGCUUUCUGAACGUACUGCGUUCAAUUUCUCAACUACCAUGAAACAAGAAGAGCAAUCUUUCAGCUUUGCGUUCGGCUGA
Molecule: messenger RNA, 1755 nt
Organism: Heterobasidion irregulare TC 32-1
Lineage: Eukaryota; Fungi; Basidiomycota; Agaricomycetes; Russulales; Bondarzewiaceae
Exons: 4
Coding region: 1-1755 (584 amino acids)
Source: RefSeq, a predicted model, not a curated record